UCUGUCUUCAUUAAUUUGUAUACAGUCCUUUUACCAGAACAAACUUUCUGAAGGUACUCACAUGGGAAUGCUGAAACAGCUGCACAACUUUUAUUUUGAAGAAAAAAAAAGUUGAGCCUCAGAACAGUGUGUUUAAAGAGAGAGAGAGAGAGAGUGACUCUGCAUUUAGGACUUUGACCAGCAUGUGUAAGAAAUGCUCUCAUGGCUGGAAUAAUCUAACAGUUUUUUACCUGGAUAGCCCUUGGCAAAGCUCCUCUUUUUCCCUUGUACAGUCGAAAGGAAUCCAGUGUGAUUCUGUACUUCGAUCAGCUUGACUCCAGUUUUGCACAGCCUGCCCGCUUUGGUAGUGCACGGCCGUGCCUGGCUUCUUGUGGCCUCUAUGGCCCUUUUCUGCUCCACUGUCAGAAAGAGGGAGGGAGGCUUCCCCCAGUACCAAAAUAUCAUUCCGUGUGCUCUCUGCAGCAGAGUAGCAAAGAACAAGUUUCCUGAUUACUGCCUCAUCUUUUUGGAGUUACUUGCUGGAAGAAGUCUUUUUCCCAACUUUAAAUGGAUGAUUGUGUUACAAUCAAGAAAAAGCAUCUCCAAAGACCAAUCUUUAGAUUAAGAUGCUUGGUAAAGCAGCUGGAGAAGGGUGACAUUAAUGUGGUGGAUUUAAAAAAGAAUAUUGAAUAUGCAGCGUCUGUGCUGGAGGCAGUUUAUAUUGAUGAAACCAGGAAGCUUUUGGACACUGAGGAUGAGCUCUCUGACAUCCAUUCGGAUUCAGUCCCGCUGGAAGUGCGGGACUGGUUAGCUUCUACGUUCACAAGGGAAAUGGGAAUAGUAAGAAGGAGACAUGAAGAAAAGCCCAAAUUCCGAAGCAUUGUGCAUGCUGUACAGGCUGGGAUUUUUGUAGAAAGGAUGUACCGAAGAACUUCUAGCAUGGUUGGUUUGGCUUACCCAGCAGAUGUGAUAGUAACAUUUAAGGAUGUUGAUAAAUGGUCUUUUGACGUAUUUGCCCUAAAUGAAGCAAGUGGAGAGCACAGUCUGAAGUUUAUGAUGUAUGAGCUGUUUACCCGAUAUGACCUUUUGAGCCGUUUCAAGAUCCCUGUUCCCAAUCUUAUUUCAUUUGCUGAAGCUCUUGAACUUGGUUAUAGCAAAUACAAAAACCCGUAUCACAAUCUGAUCCAUGCAGCUGACGUUACUCAAACUGUGCAUUACAUAAUGAUUCACACUGGUAUCAUGCACUGGCUCACAGAACUGGAAAUUUUAGCAAUGAUCUUUGCAGCUGCUGUCCAUGAUUAUGAACAUACUGGGACCACAAACAAUUUUCAUAUUCAGACAAGGUCAGAUGUUGCAAUAUUGUACAAUGAUCGUUCUGUUCUUGAAAAUCAUCAUGUAAGUGCUGCUUAUAGACUCAUGCAAGAAGAAGAGAUGAACAUCCUGACAAAUUUAACCAAAGAUGACUGGAGGGAAUUGCGUAGCUUGGUCAUUGAGAUGGUCUUGUCUACAGAUAUGUCAGGUCAUUUUCAACAAAUUAAGACGAUGCGACAUACUCUCCAGCAGACAGAGGGGGUAGACAAAGCCAAAGCCAUGUCUUUGAUUCUACAUGCAGCAGACAUAAGCCAUCCAGCAAAAUCCUGGGAACUGCACUACCGGUGGACCAUGGCCCUGAUGGAAGAAUUUUUUCGACAGGGAGACAAGGAGGCUGCUUUAGGUCUUCAAUUUUCCCCACUCUGUGACCGCAAGUCUACUUUGGUUGCUCAGUCCCAAAUAGGUUUCAUUGAUUUCAUAGUAGAACCAACAUUUUCUCUUCUUACGGACUCAAUGGAGAAAAUUGUUAUGCCUCUUAUAGAGGAAGCAUCAAAAUCUGAAAGUCCUGCACUUGGGGCACCCAGCCAUAAUAUUUUGGGAGCAGUAAGCAAUGCUGAAGCACAAAGACGACCCGGUUUUAAAAGUACAAGUGAUGGAGGGACUCACACAGAAAAUUCUCUAGCAACUGUAGAUCUAACAAGCUUUAAGGCCAACUUGAUGAAGAUCAUACAAGCAAACAAAGAAAGAUGGAAAGAAUUAGCAGUAGAAGAAGAACUUGUGAAAGAUGUUCGUGAAAAGGAAAAAGAACAAAGCAGAAAUUCCACAGAUGCACAGUUACAGGAAGAGACAACAAGGAUACAAAAUGAGAGUAGUCAGGGAAGCGAUGGUACAACCUGUCCUCCCAGAUCCAUCGUUCUACAAGUAGUCUCUUUGGACACUCCUCUGAGUGAUGAACCCAACUCAGAAAAGUGCACUAACUCUGAUCCGAACCAGAAAGAUCUCACCGAUGCCCAGCAAGAAACACAGAAUACAGACCCACUGAAUGGUAAUACUUCAUCACAGAGCACCAGUCAAUAUAAUGAAGCUGUCCAGGGUGAAGCAGCAGCACUGUCUGGUAUCUCCAUGUCAAAACAUUGGCAGUAAUGUGACUGAAAUAAGGUGUUGGGCAAACCCCCGGCAUACGACAGUUUCUUCAGGCAUGUGUAAAACCAGCAUGGUUUUAGUGUCCUAAAACCAUUGAAUAAAAGCUGUUUGAUGUCAAAAAAAUAUCAUCUUCCUGAUAUGAACUAGUUGAUGUCUAGUAGAAAAUCUUUUACGUAAGGUACCAAGACUUUUAGUUAAAUUGGGAGAAUUAUUUUAAAAUAAUUCAAAGAUACACAUUUGUAAUUAAAUAGCAGUUUGUUACUGGAGAAUGAGGUAAACUUUCAAAACAGAAUUAUCUAACAUUUUCUCUUUGAAUAGGUAAUUAUUCUUAUGCUAUUAAAAUACCCUCACCUCCUUAGUUUAGGCAUCUAAUAUGAUUAUUAAAAAAAAAACCACAACCAUUUACUAAAUGUAAUGUGAAUUUUAGAGUUAAUUUUAAGUAGAUGGAAUUUGCUAACUGUAGUAGAAUGGGACUAUGUCAUUCUCUUACUCCAAAAGAUCAGUCUCCUGACUGUAGUUUGCAGGACAAGGGGAGCACCCAGAAAACCCUUAUAUUGUUUUAGAAUGUAAGCAUUUUAUCAUAAGUUGGCUAUGAUUUAGUAUCUGGUGAUUGUAAGUCAGUAUCAAGUGCAAGAUGGCCAAGCAAUAUCAAAGUAAGAGAAAGCCUUUUUAAUUUUAUUUUCUCAAUUUGCUUAUUGUUAGACUAAGCUUUGAGGUAUUAGGGUAGUAAGAAUAAUCCAGGCAUAUAACGAUGCUUCUUUUCCUUCUAAUUAAAAUGCUAAACUCACUAAUGCUUUUAUGACAGUGAGUCUUGCAAUAUUGUGCCAGAAGUAUGGCAUUGUCUGAGCAGCAACACUGAAGUGCUUAUAAGGCUUAGCUUAGACAUAAGUAUAUGACUUGACAUAUUUCUCAAGAAUGCUUUUUAUGGAGAACUCCCACUUAUUUUGCCUUUCCACUUCCAACACUCCACGCUUUUAUUGUUGAUGUUUUUUUUUUUUUCCAUCAGAGAUAACAGAUGGUGAAUUUAGGGUCCUAAAUCAAAAUAUUUACACUAAAAUUAAUUUCACAGCAUUUGAAGUUGUCUAAUAACUGACAUAUUUGUCUUUUGAUAAGUAUAUUUGCACCGAUUUUUGUAUUAAAGCCCAACUUGCAAUUUCAGUGCCUUAGAAAAGUUUCCCAUCUCCUGGACGAGGGACAGACUAGGAAAAGCUGCAUCUUACAUCUUUCAAACUGUGCACAAGGCAGUUGUGGUGUACUGGGGAACUUUAGAUGGCUAACCAACGAAAAAAGAAUGCUGUUUGAUAGGUCAUAUACAACUCAGCAUGCAGUUGGUGUACUCAGUUGCCUUGUCAAUCUUUACAUUCCACAUUUUAUAUAAGAACAGAGAUUUCUUAUUUUAGAAAAAGGUAUUUUGUUUUCUAAGGCAGGGAAUUUUCUACAGAUGAAGCUGAUUUUCUGUUUUACACUAUCACAGAUUUUUAGUAGAGUGCAUAGAACGCACAGAAUAAGGAUAUUUGUUAAGUGGUAUUUCUAAAGGCAUCUGACAGUUCAAGGCAUUUUUAGCUCUCUUUUUUGUGUGAAACAUCUGUUCACUGUGAUAUGUUGAAUUUACUCGUAUCCAUCUCCUUCAAAGAUUGUUUGUGUUCAUCUCCCUGCAUAGAUAAAUGCCCAAUUAAAUGGAGAGCUUGAAUUUGCUGGGUUUCUGUGGCAUAUUAAUGUCAAAGUCCAGUACUCUCUGACCAGGUUCUUUUUUGUUUAGAUGUUCCACACGUGAAAGCCAUAAUGUUUAAUAUCAAAUUUAUCUGAGGACAGUUGAUGUUACAUGGAAUUUCUGAUUUAGCAUAGUUAUACAAAAUGUACUGAUAGCACCCUACAAAUGUAAUGUAAGUUAUACUUAGGAAAAUAGAGCAAUCACAAUAUGCAGCUCAAUCACAGUGUCAGUGUGAGUCCCAUUACCAGUCUCUAGAACGUGCUCACUGUCAGGAUUCAGUGUCCCCCUAGUCACCAGUAAGGCAUACUGGGUUGAAGCCAGCUCAAGCCCAUUGCUCUCUUCGGAGUUCUUUUGCUAGUUGUUUAGUUUUUGUACUUGAUAUUGGGGUGGCCUGGCUAACUCAGGGAGACAGUCACAUUCUUCUAGUGAACACAAGGUCAAACGUACACCACUGGUUGAUCCUCUCAACUGUGACAUAGUCUAUGGAUCCAUUCAGCUGAUACAAGUGUUUAUAUAAACGAAAGGCCACCCUCCACUCCCCUUUGUGUUAAUGUUGUCAGCUUUCUUUGCAAAAGCUCCAGUCAGUCGCCCUUGCAUUAUCUCCUGAGCUUGACAGGCAUAUCACCCUUGCCCAUCUUCUUCUUCCAUUAUAGGGAUCUAUGAGUCAGUCACAAUGUCAUUUACAUUUUGAUUUUAUGUUAUUAAAUAGUUUGGUUUAUACUUUAAUAAUAUUUCAUUCUUGAAUUUUCCCUAUUUUCCCAAUAUUUAAAUGAUACAGGAAAAAUAUUUUGAAUAUUUUAUGGUCUUCUAAAAUUAUUUACAGAGGGACUGUGUCAUCUUAUUCUUAAAAAUUUCUUUCCUGAGGAGAGUCCAGACAUGUUACAAUAUAGUGAGAAACCUAUCUAUAUAUUCUUUAAAUACUAUACUCUUUCAAGUCAGCACUAAGCAUUUCAGGGAACUUUAUGCUUCUAAUAAACCACAAAGGACACCUAAUAUUAAUUUCUCAACUAUGUCAUAGCAUAUAUUGGUAAAUAAAAUAUACAGUGAUCUUUUUAUGUGCCUGCCAAUUAAAGAAGCAUACUGCAGAUAUUUACAUUACUGUAAUGCACAGAAUGAGAUGCAGGUCCCUGAUGUUUGGGAGGAAAUGGAUUAAUACAGGGUUUCAGCAGCAGAUUUAAGUACCUCUGCAGAGAUUGUGCCACUGUAUUAAAAAGCUGUAAAAACCCAAAAGGCAAUGGAGGCAUUUAGUAUUGGAAUAGUUUUCAAUAUUCAAUACCAAAGGGAAAACUCAGGCUAAAAUAUUUCCCAUUUGUCUUUCAGAGUGGUGAAAUGAUUAAUGUUAUUCUAAAUGGAGGGAAUCCAUUAAACUGUCAUUGUUGUUGUCUAAAUGUAGGUAUUUAAUACUAGUGUUUUUGCAAGAGUUGUCAUUGCUGCAGUAUGUGUAGAAACCUUAUAACUACAAAUAGAACAGCAGUCUCUGUUUUCUCACUCCCCCCUCCUUUUUGUCUGUAUAGGUGAUGCUUGGGAUGUUCAAGGGAGAGUAUAUUGUGUGAUGCAGUAGCACUCAGCACAGAAGGGAGAUACAGUAUAGGUAGCAUCCCCCCUUUUCGCUUUUGCACUUCUAUUGAUGGCCAGAAAAUCCAGACAGGACUCUUCUAAUCAAGGUCAGAUAAUUUCAGUGGAAUGUCACUUUAAGCAAGCAGAAAGUAACAUGCACAAGUCCAUGGCCUUACAAUUUUCCCUGGUUCCCAAAUUGGAGUUAUUUGACUAUUCUAAGAAGCACUAUACAUCUAUCAGGCCAUUAUUAGCACUCUCCGUGUGAGAUUUUUCUAACUGUGUCAUUCUGUACUGAAGAAGAGGGGUAGAAAGCUAAAAUGAUGUCCAGAGUGUUUGCUGAAUUGCAGGGAGGAGAAGUAAGCACAUGCAGGCACCAGGGCUGGGAGAAUGAGACAGAAGGUAAGAAGAAAAUCGACUUAGUUACUCAGAUUGAAAUUUUGUGUUAGCUGUCAUUGUUCUGUCCUUUAUAAAAAGCAGAAACUCAGUUUGGUUUUCUGUGAGUAAAUGAUUGAAUUACAAGAGAGAUGGGUAAAACAGGAAGAUGAUCUAUCUGCAUUCUUGGGGACUGUCACUGAGUAUUUGGAUUUACUAUGAUGAGGGCUUUUCCUUUUAAAAAAAAAAAAAAAAAAAAGGAUUGCUUUCCUCUUGUUGUGUCACAUAUCAUUCUAGGUGUACUUCUUGUAGACCAUUGCAUUUUAUUAACAGGAUUAGCUCUGCCCUGGGUCCUGGUCAGCAUGAAGGAAGAGCUGAGGGGUCAUUAUUAAAAGAACUCCAGUUGUGACUGAAUGUCAUUUUUCUCCACAAUACCUUUAUCCUUUCCAUCAUCUCACCUGAAUUUAAGUGAAUGUUAUAAGAGUAAGUGGAACUAUUAUAAGGUGAUUUUUUUUUUUUAAGUGAUGAUUUUCUUCUUCUCCUGAGUGUUUUAUUAAUUAGAACAUUAAUUUUAAAAAGUGCUUAUGUUUAAUUAAAAAACUCCGUGUUUCAAUGAUUUAUAAAUGUUAAUUGGCACACUUUUAACUUAACACUCAUGAUGGUAGCCACAUUAAUCCUUACUAUUAAAAUGUAAAGGAGAUAAUAAAUCUGUGAUAAAACA
Pezoporus occidentalis (night parrot) is the source of this 6794-nucleotide messenger RNA. It is a transcript of the gene PDE1A, whose product is annotated as phosphodiesterase 1A. Gene Ontology annotation, biological process: signal transduction. Gene Ontology annotation, cellular component: neuronal cell body. Gene Ontology annotation, molecular function: calmodulin-activated 3',5'-cyclic-GMP phosphodiesterase activity. The coding region runs from base 547 to 2433 and encodes 628 amino acids. The record is from RefSeq and is a predicted model, not a curated record. NCBI's taxonomy places the organism in Eukaryota, Metazoa, Chordata, Aves, Psittaciformes, Psittacidae. The transcript is spliced from 14 exons.